This is a messenger RNA of Alnus glutinosa, 784 nucleotides long. Its product is annotated as dirigent protein 22-like. Bases 109 to 687 code for a protein of 192 amino acids. The transcript has a single exon. The record is from RefSeq and is a predicted model, not a curated record. Lineage: Eukaryota; Viridiplantae; Streptophyta; Magnoliopsida; Fagales; Betulaceae.
AGAAAAAAAGAAAAAAGAAAGAAAGAAAGAAGUUCUAAGUACAAAGUUGUUUCAGCGUUCUAAAAUCGAUCAUUAGAAACCAGAGAGUAGUACUUGAGCUCUACCAGCAUGGCCAAAACCCUCCCAAAAGUCACUCCCACCUUCCUUAUUCUGUUCACCAUCCUCUCCUUCGCAUCCUUCGCCACCGCCGGCGGCUUCUCAAGAACCUUAUCUCCGGCGAAACUUGGGCUCAAGCGAGAGAAACUGAGCCACCUCCACUUCUACUUCCACGACAUCGUCAGCGGGCCAAACCAAACGGCCGUGAGAGUUGCCGAGGCCCCCAUGACGAACACAUCCUUGACGGGUUUUGGUGCCGUGGUGAUGAUCGAUGACCCAUUGACCGCGCGGCCUGAGCUGACCUCCAAGCACGUGGGAAGAGCGCAAGGAAUAUAUGCAUCUGCUUCUCAAACUGAGGUGGGUUUCUUAAUGGUGUUAAACUUUGCUUUCAUGGAGGGUAAGUAUAAUGGUAGCACUCUCAGUGUAUUGGGGCGUAACACCGUCUUGUCGGCGGUGAGGGAGUUGCCGAUCGUCGGUGGGAGCGGGCUUUUCCGUUUCGCACGUGGGUAUGCUCAUGCCAGGACUCACACUUUUGACAUCGGAUCUGGGGAUGCUGUUGUGGAGUACAAUGUCUAUGUCUUCCAUUAUUGAUGUUUGUUAAUACUUCAAUUAUUUGCAUCAUUUUUAACUUCGUUUUCCGGUACUUUGAGCCUUUGAGAGAUAUAAAAGACGUUGGGUUUGUCUUUUU